Molecule: messenger RNA, 1261 nt
Organism: Fopius arisanus
Lineage: Eukaryota; Metazoa; Arthropoda; Insecta; Hymenoptera; Braconidae
Gene: Ccs
Product: copper chaperone for superoxide dismutase
Exons: 6
Coding region: 320-1105 (261 amino acids)
Biological process (GO): superoxide metabolic process
Molecular function (GO): copper ion binding; superoxide dismutase copper chaperone activity
Source: RefSeq, a predicted model, not a curated record
GGACGUGUGUGUGGUUUCAGUGAUAUAUACUGUACGUUAUUUUCUGCGUUACAAAAUUGGUAUUCACCGAAAUGUGAAAAUUCAAAAUUUUCAAAAAAAUAAAACUCGAGCCGCUACUUUACUCAAUCCUCUUUGGAACCAUUUAUUAGAGAUGGCGCUAAUGACUCGCUGAGUCUCACUGCGUUUGCACAGAUUCAUCCAAUCAUUCAAUUAUUAUUAACGAAAGAAUUGUUGUAAUGAUUGAUUUAUUUUUCAUUAUCAAUAAAUUUGUAGUGGUUGACGAACGAAAUUGGUAAAGACCUCAUCUCGUGUCUACAAAAUGACAACGAAGGUGGAAUUUGCUGUUGACAUGACAUGUCAGAAUUGCGUGAAGCAGGUGGAGGGAUCAUUGAGAGAACUCGAGGGGAUUCAUCAUAUUGAUAUUUCCUUGGAGAGAGGAACUGUCUUGGUAAACACUGAUAUGCCUUAUUCGGUUAUCCAGGAGAAGAUUGAGAGUCUGGGGAAGAGAGCGGUUUUGAAAGGAUAUGGUGACAAUACAAUUAGUGCUGUUUCGAUAGUGGGAGGGACCUCAGGUUUUGGAAUUAGUCAGGCAAUUCAAGGAGUCGUACGAUUCGUUCAGACACCCAGUGGAUGUAUUAUUGAUGGAACUGUGGAUGGGUUAAGUCCGGGAGCCCAUGGGUUUCAUGUUCAUGAAUGUGGGGACAUCUCUGGUGGUUGUGAUACUGUUGGAGAUCAUUUUAAUCCGUAUAAUUCCACUCAUGGAGGUCCUGAUGAUGACAUUACUCAAAGACACAUUGGAGACCUAGGAAAUAUUUUAGCAAAUGAAUCUGGAAGAGCUCAAUUCAGAUGGCAGGAUAAAGUACUUAAUGUUGACGAUAUCAUAGGAAGAUCUCUAGUUAUUACUGAAGAUUCUGAUGAUCUGGGCAAGGGGAAUAGUUCAACAUCAAAAUUUGAUGGGAAUAGUGGCCAGAGACUAGCGUGUGGAAUUAUCGCGAGAUCCUCAGGAGUCUUCGAAAAUACGAAAAGAAUUUGUGCCUGCGAUGGGAAGACCCUGUGGGAUGAGCGAGACGAGUCUAAACAAAAAGUGUGUGGUAAUAAUUUUUAAAUUCGACCCAGAGUGGAUAGUGCACUUUUUGAAAACUACUAUAAAUUUAUUUCUGUAUGCAGGUCAUGGGAAAGUCAUAUCAUUCCAUAAUAUUCCUGAUGAAAAAUUUUUAUAUCUAAGUUUUUACUUAUGAGGAGGGCUGAAGCUAUUUAUAAC